Messenger RNA from Ascoidea rubescens DSM 1968, 1260 nucleotides. RefSeq lists its product as uncharacterized. NCBI's taxonomy places the organism in Eukaryota, Fungi, Ascomycota, Saccharomycetes, Ascoideales, Ascoideaceae. The record is from RefSeq and is a predicted model, not a curated record. The coding region runs from base 255 to 1163 and encodes 302 amino acids. The transcript has a single exon.
CAUUUGAGAACUUGCUAGCAGUGAAAUGUUUAAUCUCUGUCACCUUUGAGCAACAUUAAUAUGCCGGUCACUCAUGAUGCCUUUGUGCUUUGCUUAUUGUUUCAUCGCAGUAACUGGUUUUUCUGCUGGAAUCUUCUUAGACUGGCGCUUAUUGUAUUUAAUGGCAAUGGCUCGCAGCACGAUAUUCGAUAAAACCAAAUAAAACCAAACUAAGAAAUACAAAUACCAUCAAUCUCACUACCACCAUCACGAAAAUGCCAUUCUUUAGAUUAAGAAGAAAGCACAAAAACGUUUCGGAUCAAUUAAAAAACUCUAAUCUCGGUAUAAAUGCCAGAGCUAAAAAUAGCACGAUUUUCCGAUCGCCAACCUCUUUAAAUUUCGAAUUUAUAAAGCUCUUUAUGACCGAUAAUAACGUCCACGCAGCUGUUCGUCCCGAACCUGAUUACUGUGAUCUAGAUCUGUACAUAACUCGGUGGUCUAAAUCUGAUGACGACGAUAACGUCCAUUCUACUGAUUAUCCCAGAUCAAUUUAUUACCAUGAUGCCGAUGUGUAUGGAGCUGAUCAUUCUGAAAGAAACCCCACCUCAACUACCGAUGAUAAUAAUGACAAUAAUGAUGAAGCUUCUGAAAAGCCUCUCGGUGUUUCAAAAUCUAGCAAAUCUAAUGAUUCUGGUGAAUUUGAUGCAAAUAUCGGAUCUUCUACUCUUACCUUAGAUUUGAUAUAUUCACCUUCUAAAAAUUUUGCUGGACUUUCAACUCCUCAUGGUUUUGAACAUGGGAGUCAAUUGACCUCCUUUGAUAUUAACACCAAAAUUGCUAGUCUAGAUGAUGGUAACCGUAAACAUGUCCUGAAUCAAGAUCCGGAUGUGAUCGAUAUGUGUGAUGAAAACUUAGAAAAGGCAAAUGAACAGUCUUUACAAAGUUCAUUGGAAAAAACUGAAAAGUUAAACAAUUUAGUGUUGGAAGCUAUUCAAAAAACAGACUCCCCCUUAUUUAAGAUUCGCGACGUUUUUGAUUAUAUCGAAUCCUCCAAUGCUUUCAUACACUUGAUGAAAGGUUCAAAAAUCAGUCAAGAAAUAAAGAAAAGCAUUAUCAUUAGCUUUCUUAAGAGAAGAGAACUUGUUUUCAAAUGUCCUCAUUGCUCGACAAUAAAUUGUGUGUAAUACAUUGUGUAUUUUGUUUUCCAUAAUCCAUAAAUAUUCAUACAAAUAUUUUUAACAUAAUGUACUUGACUUGUAGGGCUUGAAUUUUUUCCAAAAC